Messenger RNA from Mesorhabditis belari, 510 nucleotides. NCBI's taxonomy places the organism in Eukaryota, Metazoa, Nematoda, Chromadorea, Rhabditida, Rhabditidae. The record is from the annotation of a GenBank genome assembly.
AUGCUCUCUUCGGCGCUCCUUCUAGCGGCCACUUUUGCGCAACAACAAUCAACCAGCCGUAAUCAACCGAAAAACACGAAAAAUCAAAACUUUAUUCCAUGCUAUCCUCCACAGCCAAUCUAUCCCAACCAACUAAUGGACCCAACACAGGACAACAUUCAAUACCCACAGCAAUUCAACAACAAUCAGAAUCUCCCUUCUGGAAGCACUGGACCGAAUGGAAAAAGAAUCCCUCAACAGCCACAAAAAGGACAAAAGCCAAUCAUCCCACAAAUAAAUCAAUUCCCCGGACAAUCAAUGAAUCAAUUGAAACAACAACCACUCCCACCGCAAAACAUCUUGAAAAACGAGAUCCCCGUCGACAUUUGCACGAGCUUCACGCAUUGCAACACCGGAAUGAAAUGUUGCGCCAUGCAAAAGAGCAAUCUUCUCGGCCUCUCCUAUCAACGAUUCAAUCUGCCGGUGCUCGGCCGUUGCACUAAAGCAUGCCAGAUCGGUGAGAUCAACUUG